Spizellomyces punctatus DAOM BR117 is the source of this 997-nucleotide messenger RNA. RefSeq lists its product as uncharacterized. Gene Ontology annotation, biological process: DNA damage response; fatty acid metabolic process. The transcript has 2 exons. Lineage: Eukaryota; Fungi; Chytridiomycota; Chytridiomycetes; Spizellomycetales; Spizellomycetaceae. The record is from RefSeq and is a predicted model, not a curated record. The coding region runs from base 103 to 879 and encodes 258 amino acids. Gene Ontology annotation, cellular component: mitochondrial matrix.
UACCUAAGCUGUUUAUUGAUACUUCCUUGGUUCUCGUCGGUGAUCUACCCUUACGCAAGUAGCUGAAUGCACUGCUGUGACUAACUAGUUUUAUGUUGAUACAUGGGUAGUAUGUCUUGCAGCCACAUGGUAGGACGACUGCGAACAUUCCCUUUCUUAUCCCUACAAGCCACCCGCGCUUGCAAGAGAUCACAUGUCACCACUCCAUCUCCUAAAAGGAAUUUAGGCCAACUUCACCCUUCCAAUCCACUUCUCGACCUCAGCAAUCACACAUCAAACCUACCACCUCCGAGUUCCCUCACAAUUAUUCCAAAUUUCCUCUCACCAGCCCAACAAGCCCUCAUUACCAAAUCUGCCGACAAAAAGCUACGGCGGCUAUGCGGUCGGGAGUACUGGAAAGGCCAUUUUGAUGGUGUGAUUGAGAAAUAUCGUGAAUGCUCUGUAGGAGCUUGGUCUCGAAGUGGAGGGGAUGAACCCGAAAUUGUGGGUAUUGUGGAUGAAAUUAAAAAGGUUGUGGAGGAAGUGGUGGAAGCGGAUGGUGGUCGGGUAGGAAAAUGGUUGGAUCCUCAUAUUUUGGAUUUGGGGGAAGGAGGGGAGAUUAGAGGUCAUGUUGAUAAUGUGCAGGCAUCGGGGACGAUUAUAACGGGUCUUUCCCUUCUUUCAUCAGCCGUUAUAAUAUUUCGGCAGGUCAAAGACCCAACGCAAUCUUUUAGCGCCCUCGUCGAACCAGGAAGCCUCUACAUCCAACGAGAUGCACUCCGGUUUGAUUACACGCAUGAAAUACCUGAUGAUCCGGCUUUGAGAAAGUUCAGAGGGAACACGAUUCCCAGAGGUCGGCGUAUUUCGAUUAUGAUGAGGAAUGAGCGGGAAGUAGUCUAGAUUUAUAGCAUGAAGAGCAUUUUAGAAGCAUGAUGCAAAAAACUGUUUUUUUAAAUAUUGUCCAAAAUGUGGAAACAUGUCACAACAAAUGCUAUAUAUACAUGAACGUUUGGAUGAA